Messenger RNA from Gongylonema pulchrum, 468 nucleotides. The record is from the annotation of a GenBank genome assembly. NCBI's taxonomy places the organism in Eukaryota, Metazoa, Nematoda, Chromadorea, Rhabditida, Gongylonematidae.
AUGAACGUGGUGAAAUAUCUGAAUUUUGAGGAAUAUUCGGACGAUUCGGGUAGCGAGCCGGAUGUGGAUCUCGAGAACCAGUACUACAAUGCAAAAGCCCUAAAAGCCGAGAAGCAGUUCGACAGUGCAUUGAGUGCCUUCCAGAAUGUGCUGGAGCUGGAAGCCGAGAAAGGCGAAUGGGGCUUCAAGGCACUCAAACAGAUGGUGAAAAUCACGUUUGCCACGAAUCGUUUCGAUGACAUGCUGGCGUAUUAUCGGCAACUUCUAACAUACAUCAAAUCAGCAGUCACCAAGAAUUAUUCGGAGAAAUCGAUCAAUUCAAUCCUCGACUAUAUUUCGACCUCUAAGCAAAUGGAUUUGCUGCAGAUGUUCUACGAAACAACCCUUGAAGCAUUAAAGGUUCUUUCAGCAACUUGUUUUUUUUUUUUAAUUUUACUUUUGAUGGCGAAAAAUGUACCUGUUUUCUGA